Cinclus cinclus is the source of this 2145-nucleotide messenger RNA. RefSeq names its product zinc finger protein 750 (gene ZNF750). The transcript has 2 exons. The record is from RefSeq and is a predicted model, not a curated record. Gene Ontology annotation, cellular component: nucleus. NCBI's taxonomy places the organism in Eukaryota, Metazoa, Chordata, Aves, Passeriformes, Cinclidae. Gene Ontology annotation, molecular function: RNA polymerase II cis-regulatory region sequence-specific DNA binding; DNA-binding transcription activator activity, RNA polymerase II-specific; promoter-specific chromatin binding. Gene Ontology annotation, biological process: positive regulation of transcription by RNA polymerase II; epidermis development. The coding region runs from base 1 to 2145 and encodes 714 amino acids.
AUGAGUCUCCUCAAAGAACGUAAGCCCAAGAAGCCUCAUUACAUCCCAAGACCACCAGGAAAGCCAUUCAAGUACAAGUGCUUCCAGUGCCCCUUCACUUGCAAUGAGAAAUCCCAUCUCUUUAACCACAUGAAGUACGGCCUCUGCAAAAACUCCAUCACUUUGGUGUCAGAGCAGGAUCGUGUCAUCAAGUGCCCAAAGAGCAGCUCCCUGGAGCCCAAACAGAUCAAUCAGCUCGAAUCUACCGUCAAACCAACUUCUUCUAAAUCUGUCACAAACGGACUGACAAGCCUCGAUUCAAAGCCUCAAUAUCCUUUUACUAAAGAAGAUGCCAAGGAAAACGUUGAGUUACAAACCCAGGCGACAAACGCAGCAAUUCAAGGACAAAAACCUGCGAUUCCGAAGGAAUUAAGCCCUGCCAGCUCUGCAGCAGAAGGUGCCAUCAGCAUGCAGCCCCUGAUGGAGGGCAUGGUGAGGCCCUCAGCCUUCGUUCCUGUCGGAGAACACCGAGACAGCAAAGGCCCAGAAAUCACAGAGGCAUCUGAAAUCCUCUCCCUCUCUAACAAAAGCUCUCCUUUUCACACCAAGUCUGCCUUUCACGCACCAGCUCACCCAUGGAAGGCAGGUUCUUUCCUCCCAGAAUUCCCACAUAAAGUUGCUCCCACAAAGGGCUUUGGUUCCAUUUCACCUUACAUGCAACCAAUGAUUCCCGAGUACUCACCCCACUUCUAUGAGCACCGGCUUGCUAUCUACACACCUUACCUGCUGCCAGGUAACUCAGAGUGUGAAAGCUCUGCUCUCUCUGUCUAUGGAACACAAGAUCAAAGACACUUUCUUCCCCACCCUGGGCCACUUCCAAAACCCCUAAAUCCAUCAGCAUAUGAACACUAUCGAUUGUUCCAACAAUACCACUCCACUCCACCAAUACCAUAUGGAUUUUGUAGGCCAACAGAUCCUCCAUUUUACAGAUUUUCACAUGUAGCUGGUAUUAACAGGGAUCAAAACUCUCAUCUGAUGGAAGAAACUACCUUGCUGUACCCAGCUUCUUUAAGCCCUUCUCAACAAUACCCUCUAAGUUCACAUAAAAAACAAGCAGAUUAUGAAAAAGAAAUAACAUUAUUGCAUGCCAAAGGUAACCCUAAGGAUGACCAAAAUGAAAGAGAGAAUGCCAAAAUGAGCCCUCUCGCAGGAAGCGCAGCAACAGGCUCCCCUGGCAGACCCAGCCCCACCAACUUCACCCAGACAAGCCACACGUGUGAGGGUUUGUUUGACCUCUCCAGCAAGUCAUCUUCCACGUCCCUGGGCAAGUACGACCAGUCAGAAGAAAGCUUCACAGCCUUCAGACCUGUGAGAAAAAGCACUGACCAACAGCCUUCUCUUCAAGGCGUGCAGGCACAGCAAGAGAGAGGGGAUUCACCCAACAGCAUCAACGUCACUGAUGAAGACUCACACACACAGACCGACAGCCAGAACAACGCGGGCUCACUGUCCAACACAGAAGAAGACGCAGGGAUAGUUCCCCUCAAUCUUUCAAAAAAGGCCGACACGAGCACAGGACCCACUCACGAGCACGUGUACAAAACCCCAUCCAAAACAGACAGGCAGAGCUUCCUGGAAAUGCAGGACAUGCCCCUGAACCUCUCGGUAAAGGAUUCCUGUAAUACAGCCAGCCCGAAAACGUCCUUCCACAGCCCAUCCCACGAGAACAGCGCUGCUGCCUCUUCUCCGAGCGCGGCCAAGGAGAGCUCCGCGGCGGAGCCGCGCGUCCCCAAGAACCCCAGCAGCAGCGCCUGUGACAAAGGCUUCGCGGCGCAGCGCGGCGAGGCGGCGGACUUGGGGCUCAUGGAGAGCUGUGACGAGCAGAAGCAGACGGCGGCCGUGGCUCUGUGCCAGCUGGCUGCCUACAGCCCCAGCACGGCCCGGCUGGACGGCGACGGGCACGGCGCGCAGGACGGGCGCGGAGCGCCCGCAGAGCCCGCCCGUGCCGCUCCCGAGGCGCGGGACGCGCCGUGCAAUCCAAAGGGGAAAGCACAAAAAAGGACAAACCAAAAAGAAUCGGCAAAAUCCCAGCAAGGUGCUAAGAGGGUCAGGCCCAAUGACUGCAGCAGAGUCUUCACUUUAAGGAAGAGAACAAGAGUGUCCUAA